AUGGAAUUAAUGCGGGCUGUCUGUUUUUCUGAAGCCUACGUUAUUGGAGUCUUUAUACUCUCAGGAAAUUGAAAAAAAGGAAUUAUUGUUAGCUAUUGAUUUAUAGAAAUUGUACUAGAAAAACGUAAUAAAACUUACAAGAAAUGAAGUUAAUUAAAUUAUCCAUCUGAUCAUCUCUAGGUAGAUUUAUUCAUCAGAGUAAGAUUGGAGCUUCAAACCGGACAUGUCAUAUCACUUAAAAUUUAUUAUGAUAAAAAUUCAGAAAUGGAUACAAAUUCCUUCAAAAUUGUUUUUUUUUUUGUUCAUUCACCGAUCAACACGAUUUAACAAAAGUUUCGAUUAGCGCAAAAAAUAAUUUUGAAAGCUUUCGGAGUAUAUUUUCUGACUUACACUAGUAGUAAAUGCAGUAUGCAAUUAUAAAAAGAAGCGAGAAGGGGCCUUUUACAGUUAUUUUUUUAUAUGGAGUUGUGAUUUGAAACAGAACUCGAAAUUAACUUUUGAGAACAAGAUUUCUUUCAGGCCCUCAUUGAAGAAGGAUUCGAUCCCGCCACCUACCAAUUCUCCCUUGGCGCCGAAUCACCUGCAGCCGCUAACUCUCAGCCGAAAAAGGCACCGGAAACCCAACAGCCGGUUUCUCCAAAAAAUGAUCUUGGUAGGCCGUCAAUCUGAAGAAGAUCUAUUGCUUUUCAUUACUUUUAUCGUUAUUUGUUUGAUUUGAUUUUUUCGUCGUUCUUUCCGUGUUCGAUUUUUCACCUAUGACAGUUCAGUUGAAAAAAAUGACAAUGUGGCAAGCGCGACGGGAGAAAUCGACACGAAGGAAUCGUCUGCACCUCCCGCGGAAGUCUCGUCGACUGGUCAACAGCAGCCAUCCGCUGCGCCUUCGGUUGCUGCCAACCAGAGAAAGUCGGAAUCGCCGGCGCCCGUAGCGACGCCGACAGAGAAGCCGGCGGCAGAAGACGUCGAAAUGCUGGAAGAUCCGCUGGACUCGAAGGACGUCAGCAAGGAGGCCAUCAACGUUGGCGGAGACGAGGCGGCCAGCUCGACAAGCACCACGGCGCCACCACCAGCCUCUUCGGCGACGACGACGUCUGCCUCCGCCAAGGUCACCAUGCCUUCAAUCGCCGCCGGCGAGGACUCCGACUCUCGCUCGCUCUGGAUCCGAGGCAUUUCGAAGGCGACCAGCGCCGCCGCUCUCAAGGUUUGCUGCUGACCUCCGCCAUGGCCUUUGUCCUUUUGGUGUGGCCUCGCUUGUCGAGUCUGCAGGCGUCUCCCAGGUCCUUCUACGAAGGCCUAGAGACCCUCAGAAUGUUUUUGAAAUGAAAUUUUGGGCCGUUUUGAGAAAAAACGCAUAUAACUUCUUCUCUACGGUAGCCCAGUCUACAUCUCCCACGACUUUUCAACGUUCUUUGAAGGCUUAGUAUUGCUCUGAACACUUUUUUUUGAAACGAAAACUUGACGUCUUUCACAAAAAAAAAUAUUUCUCAUCUCAAUCCGACGUCCAGUCGACAGGAUUUUCUGGUUGAUUUUUAGGGUGCAAAACAUUUUUUGAUACCAGAAAAUAUGGCACCAAAAUCAGUUCAAUUCCGAACUCACUCUUCUAGAAGACUGCAAAUAUUUAACGACCAAAAGUCUGAAAUAAUCGACUCAGUCUUUUUCUUCACAGUCUGACGGGCUAAAGGGGGCUUCAGAACGCGUUUUUGUAAAAGAAAAAUUAUUUAUUUUACGAGCAAAUUUGUAUUUCAAUUCGUCUCUGCACUCGACCAGUGUACAUGAAUUCCUUUAUUUUUAUUGGGGGCUCAGAAUUCUGAGCACAUGUUUUGAUACGACCAAAUGUGACACCAAAAAAUGAUCACAAAAAGAGAUUCGUGUGUAACUUCAACUCUGAGCUCCCUCGGCGAGAAGAUCGCAAAGAUAUGGCUCCCGGAAAAAUGGCGAUGCUCGACUCAGCCUUUUUCUUCACGAUGUGGAAGAUCCAACGACCUUUCUGUGCAGAUUUGAGAUUAUUAGAAAAAUUAAGAAGACCAGAGACCAACAGGCACAUUUUUACACACGACAUGCAUUGCUGCAUCUGCAAAUCUUCUUUUAGACGAUGUGCCUGAAGUUCGGAAAAGUGGUCCGAGCAAAAAUCUUCACUUCCCGGUCGAAAAAGACGACCGACGACCCGACCUGCUUUGGAUUUGUGACCUUUGUCGAUGAAGAAAUGGCCAACAAAUGCUUGAAUGAACUCAACGGCACUGAACUCAAUGGCAAAACGCUCAAUGUUGAAAAGGUUUAUAUCGAUCAUCUUAGUGGCUUCCUCGAGCUUGUGUUUUUUUUUAAUUUUCAGAAAAAAAACCGUUUUCUUUUUGUUUAGGCUAAUGAAUCGUCCAUCAUGUCGGCUAAGGGGAAAACUGGAAACGCGGCCAGUAGCUCCGCAGAAACUGUCAAGAAACCAGAAGAGAAAAAGCCCGUCGACACGGUGCGCAAGGAUAAGGAUAAGCCCAAAGAAAAAGUCGUCGCCAAGCCAAAAGUCGAGGAGAAGAAAAAACCCAAGGAACGGAUCAGCGUGAGGAAGGAGAGCUCUCACAGCUCCCACAGGACGACCAUUCGACAUGGUAUGCUUCAUCGCUUUUUUCAAAGGCGAUUUGUAAAAUGUACUUGAAAAUCGGUUUUGAGAAGUUGGUAAGGGAUAGCAACGACUUUAUAAUUUGGGAAAUAUUGUUUUCAGUUGUAUAACUUACGUAAUAAACGAGGCUUAUAACUUAUCUAACUCUGUUUUUUUCUUGAGGGGAGCGAACCAGAAUGAAGAAAGUAAUACUAAUAUCUUGUAUUCAUCGAAAAGUUAUCUAGAGGCAAAAAAAACCAUAGAAAUUACUAUGAUUGCGGGCGGAGUAUUGAAAAGGAAAGGUUCAGGACGUGAGCCUGACCGUCGGCCGAUCUCCAGCCGACCUCCGCCGCCCCGUCGGACGAUCCCGCCGCGUCUUCCCAGCCGCCCUCUCAUCUCCAGCCGACCGCCCGUUCAUUCACGGAUCCACGAACGCGUCUCACGUCCUGUCGACCUGAUGUCCCGUCCCAUCGACCGUCUUCCGGUGUCGUCGUUGCGUCGUCCUGCUGUCGAAUCUUGGGGUCGCCCUCUCGACUACGAAGAUCUGCUCCGCAAGAAAGAGGAGGAGCAUCGGAAGAGGGAGCAGGAGCUGGAGCUCGAACGCGAGAAGGAGCGCAUCCGAUUUGAACGCGAGAAGCUCGAGCGGGAGAAGCUCGAGAUGCAGCUUAAGUUGGCCCUUCACGAGCAGCAGCAGCAGCAGCGUCGUGAGCUCGAGAGCAGCACGACGACCACGUCGAGGUUGAACUUCCGGACUGCCGUUUUUUUCCAACUAUUUUUUUUUGUUGUGUUAGAGGAAAUUGACGUUCUCUCUUCUCAAAGGCUCAUUUUACUAGAAAAUGUGGUUUUCUGAUACUUCGUCCAAAGAAAAGGGAAAUUUAGCGGGGUCGUCUUAUUUUGUUCCAUCCAGGUUAGAAAAAAACAGCUUUUUUUAGACUUUUUUCUAAAUUCUAUUAAACUUGAUUUAAAAAAAGAUGGAAAUUUUAAUUAUUCUAAAAAUAAAAAUGUAGAAACGUAUCAAUUUGGAGGGGAAGUAGGUAAAAUGAAGGAAAAGGUCCCCUUCGUAUUUUCGUUCGCGUUGAUCAAUAUCUGUCAAAAUCAAUAUUGAGAAGAUGGCUCUCCAAGAGUUCAGUGAUUAUGCCGCUUAUUUAUUCGAAGUUAAAAAAAGAAUAAUUUUCCGGAACGAGUAAAUUUCUAGGAGCUACGCACCGACAGGCCGAGAUCGUGAAAGAGACUCGCGCAGCGCAAGGACUGCCGAUUCUCGACGUCCGGCGGACUCUAGGGACAGAGAUCGCGACCGCAAUCGCGUCGUAGCCAAGACCCACGCGACGCACGCUGAGAAGGACCGUCGGCCGCUGAAACGGUCCCGUUCGCCUCAUCAUCGCCCUUCGGGCGCCACUUCGCGGCCUCCGGCUACUGAGACUUCUGGUGAGUUGGGGAAAACGGAAUCAAGUGGAGAAUGCAAUAAGUUUUGGCGGCCAUAAUAUGCUACUAGAUUUUUGAAAAAAAGGAAGAAGUGAAUAACGGUAAAAUUUCAGCUUUAUUCGAAACGUCUUUUUUUUUGCGAACGACUAGAAGUUUCAAAAAAAGUAAUUUUCUAGCCUGUUUGAGAAAUUGGACUCUUGAGCAAGAUAAGAUCGAAAAAGACAAAAAUUUUUUUAGAAAAUGCAGUUAAAAAAAUAUUAGAGAUGGAAGUUGAUAUUUUCGACCACAAGUUGUCGAACUUUGUUAAUCUAAAAGUUUUUACAUUAUGCAAACGAGAAGUAGUCUAAAAACUGAAAUAGGGGAUUUUUUUUGGACGUGACUACAGCUUUCUGGUUUCGGCUACUUUUGCGAAGAAAUCAGGCGGAAUAAAUACUUUUCUGUUGAGUUUUCUGGUUAGUUGGCUCUCGACAACCAUUGUAAUCGCGGAAACGAAAAGUAAAAAAAAGAAGUUACGUUUAGAACUUUAAGCUUUGGUAAUUACGUAUCAUGUGCUUUAGAUAUGAACUAAUUUUAGAUUGAAAUAUUCCGUUUUUUGUUUCCCGCACUUCUCUGAAGCUGAAAAAAAAGUGUUUCUAAUCGUUCUUAAUGAGAAUCGGGCACUUGUGUACUUUUCUGAAAAGAUUUCUAAUUGGCCCUUAAUUGAUCACUCAGCCAUUUAGAGUUCUGGAAAUCCUCUUUUUUUUUUUGGGAUGAAAAUCCUCUUUUUUUUGGGAUGGAAAGAACUCUGAAGUUUAGAAUUUCAGGGUAAGAUGAAACUUUCAAGUUUUUGUUUCAUGUCUGGAACGGGAAAAGUUUGAAAAAAAUCUCAAUGAGAUGAAAAUUUCAAGUUAGGGGCUUUUUGAACCUUUUUUAAAUGAAAACUGAGGGAAAAAAAUCAAGUCAAGUUUUUUUUUUUCAGAGAGACACCGUCCUCGUCGUGCUGAAACGUAUUCGCAGGGAAUUUCAAGCUCUUCUAGAUCUGCUCAUACCGAUCAUUCGACCUUCUCCAACAAGGAUUCGUAUUCGUCGAAGUAUCUUAUCAUUUCUUGAUUUCUGUUCAAAAAAGAGUGCUUGAAAAUAUCAACUUUUGACAAGGAAAAAUUUCUCAAUUCACGAAGAGAAAAAUUGCUUUUUUGAAUUAUUUUGCGCUGGAAAAACGUACAGCUAAAUAAGAAAAUAAUAUAAGUUUGUUCCAAAAUCAUAGUGAUCCCGGAGGAAUAGAGAUGACCUUCAUAUAAUGAAAAAGAGAACAAAAAUUUCAAAAAAAGUCAUAGGUGAUAUUCAAUUUUUUUGGAGUUCUAAACGGGAAUUUCUCGAUCAAAAACUCAUUAUAAUGUUUUUCAUUCGAAAUUUUAAUGAGUUUCUUUGGAAAACUCAGUUGACUCAUUGACGGAUGUAAACGUAUUUUCUAUGGGUUUAUUCUUUUUAGAAGAGAAGAUAUGAGGUCUUCGAACGGAGUCGUCGGCUACGGCAGCAGCAGCGUCGGAUCCGUCGAUUAUUACAAUUCCUCGUCGACUUCUUCGCGCAAUCCGUACACUUCAUCGUCUGCUCGUAAGCUUCCUUCUUGGUUCCAUCAUUUCCUAAAGUAGCGGUCAAACGACUCCAAAUCCCACUAUUCUGCUACAACUUGCGAUUAUCAGCAUCCAUUCUCACCUGACUAUAAGCAUGUUUUAUACAGCUUUUCAAUAAAUAGCCUAAAACUAAAAAAAGGUCCAAUAGGCCUUUCCCUUGGUGCCUUACCGGUUUUGUCGUUUUUUUUUUUUUGCACUCUGACCAUAUUAAUGCAGUUUCAACCGUUUCUUUUUUCUUGUAUAUAUAUUUUGGAGAAAAAUUUUUUCUCCGUCAAAUUGACGGACCUCUCAAGUAUACUGAUAAUUUACGUCAUUCACACAAUUGAAUCAUUUUUGAGUUUUGCGAAGUUCAAGAUUCAUUUUGUAGCUCGCUCGGACUACGGACAGACGUCGUCGUCGUCGACGCGGCUGGGCAGCAGCGUCGGAGCGGGACUCACGGAUUGGGCGAUGCCGCAGAGCGGGGCCUCGACUAGCGCCUACACCAACGUCGCUUCGAACUGGAACGGCAGUGUUGGAGGCAGCAGUGGCCUGCCCGGGUCCGCGCAGUGGAAUUUUUGGUUUGUUAAUGAUUAUAAUGUAUUCACAGAUCAGUGUGACCCUUGUGAUGUCACUUUCCUUCAAAAAGGAUAUGAGGAAAGUUAAAAUAAAUUGAGUCUUGGAGGAAGAGACAUGACAAACUCCUUCAAAGACAAAAUAAUGAGUAUCACUUUUAUUGACCUGGUGUGAAGGCUGAACUGAAAUUUGAAGUCUUUUUUUUCAAUAUAUAAUCCAUCUUUCUGAGCUGAAAAUGGUUAAUUUUUAGCUGCAGAGUAGUAUAGAAACCAGUUCAAAUGUCUUGAAAGUCUUAGAAUAUCUUUCUGUUUCUCCGUCAUCUUAUGAUUUCAGCUUUCAAGCUCCAUUACACGUUCAAAAGUUUGAAAAAAUUUUUUAAAUGUAAAUGCCGCUAAUCGCUGUUUCAAGCCGACAAAAAUCUCAAAAACGAAAAAAAAAAAAAUGAAUUAUGAACCAAGUUCAAAAUUGAUUCAUUUUAGGCGCCGCUAAUCCGUGUUAUUUCUUGCAGCUGA
Molecule: messenger RNA, 6680 nt
Organism: Caenorhabditis auriculariae
Lineage: Eukaryota; Metazoa; Nematoda; Chromadorea; Rhabditida; Rhabditidae
Source: the annotation of a GenBank genome assembly